Stegastes partitus (bicolor damselfish) is the source of this 2693-nucleotide messenger RNA. It is a transcript of the gene pou2af2a, whose product is annotated as POU class 2 homeobox associating factor 2. Lineage: Eukaryota; Metazoa; Chordata; Actinopteri; Pomacentridae. The record is from RefSeq and is a predicted model, not a curated record. Bases 72 to 962 code for a protein of 296 amino acids. Gene Ontology annotation, cellular component: nucleus. Gene Ontology annotation, molecular function: transcription coactivator activity; POU domain binding; sequence-specific DNA binding. The transcript has 5 exons.
GAGAACAGAGAGGCCUGUGUGUGUGUGUGUGUAAGUGUGUGUGUGUGUGUGUCGCAUUGCUCAGCAGCAUCAUGGACACAGAAUAUUCCAAGAGAGUGUACCAGGGCGUCCGAGUCAAGCACACAGUCAAAGACCUGCUGGCGGAGAAACGAUCCCGACAGACAAAUGGGCCGAGAUACAGCGGAGGAGCCACCCCUCCACCUUCAUAUGUCCAGAUGCCAGGGUCUCACAUGCUGCCCAGCUACUACGGCAUGAGACGCUCCUUCAUCUCCGACUCAGACUUCUGCCCGUCCACCAAGCAGUUCUCCCCCGACAUGUACUCCUCCAGCCUCGGGGGCAAGCCGCUGGGCUGCGAGUCCUCCACCAUGUCCAGCUACUCUUUCAUCGACAGCUACUACCCAGAAACCUUAGCCGACUACCGCAGCGCCGCCACCUUCUCCAGCUCUGGAGGGUCCUUCCUGCCCUCGUCGGCCCUCUCCUCACUGCUGCCACCUUUCAGCGGAGAGUCCUCACAUUUGUUCCUGAGGGACUCUUGGGAGCAGUCAGUUGCAGAGCCGGUAUCUCAGGUGGAGGCUCUCUGUCCGGACAGCCUGGCCUCCGUCAGCGUCCCCCCCUCCAUGCCCAGCCCGGAGCCCCCGGGGAGCCCCUCUCAGUACCGCUCCCCCAGCCGAGGCUCCUCCAUGGGCCCCGUGUCCAGCAGCCAGCCCUACACCCUGCACCCCCUGGAGGACGCCCACUACCACCCUCUAACCAGCAGCAGCUCCUACUCCCUCCCCACCUCCUCCUUCUCCUGCCCUCCCUACAUGAGCAGCCCCGUCAGCGACCUGGUGUCCAAGAUGGUGACGGAGGAGGCAGCCGACGGCCACAGCAGCCUGUCCGCCAGCACUGACGCUCACUCCUCCUGGGCCAAGGAGGACGGGGUGAGCGCCUGGUCGCCCUACGAGAUCAGGAGGGCCUACUGACUGGACGACUGAGGAUUGAGUUUUCACAGACAAUUCAACAGUGAACUCAACAAACACUUGGCAGCCUGUUGUGAACCUGGAAGAUUUUUCUCUUUUUGUUGUUGUUGUUUUGGACAAUUUAUGUCAGUUUGUUGACUUUUAUUUCUAAGGAAAAAGUUUUAAUAUGUUGGUAGGAAUGCCUCAGUGGACCGUGGUGUCCGAUCUGAUGUGUGAGGAGGCUCUUACUUAUUUGUAAAAAAAAAACCCAGCAAAAAUAAAAUGUGUCUGUUUUGUUUGAUUUGUAUGAAAAAGAGCGGGAAGAGUGAAUGUGACAGAAAACAAAAGUCAUGAUAGGACAUAGUUUGAGUUAUGAAGUAAAGGUAAUAAAGUAGGAUUGUCACUUUUAUGAUGCAUCAUGUGAGAAUUUAUGGUUAUUUGUUAAAAGCUCUGUGAACAUGUUAUUCUUCACCCUCCAGGAGCUCUUUGUGCUGAUGCUGUUUUUAAACCACAACCUGCUGCCGUCUUUAGAAGGUUUCUGAGUGAAGCACAUUCAUUGAAGAGGCUGCGACUGUGGUUAAAGAGCAUCAUUGUGCUUUAUUUCAUCUCAUGUUUUUUCAGAUCUCUCCCUGACAUGGUGACAGGAAUUGUAUUCCAUAAUCAGCCUCUUAGCUGAAUGUUGGACCAGGGGAAAUUGUUUUAACUGUUUAAAACUUUUUUGUAAAACACAUAAAAACUCAGAUUGUUGGUUAAUUUCAAUCUAUUGCACUAAUGAGAGAGGAAGAAAUUGUCCAGAAUCUCUCUCAAAGGGAAACACAAGAGUGGCAUCUUUUUUUAUCAUAUGACAGUGAACACAAAACUCCUUUUUUCAUUGGUUCAAACCUGUUGUUUUAACAAGCAUGACCUCUGAAUCUGUAAUUCUACAUUCCAUAUAGUUACAAAUGUGCUUCCUCAGACUGGAACCACAUCCCUUUGAAGUGCCUGAGCUCUCUAUUUCUGACUAACACACACUCAUGUUGAGCUGGAAGCAGCGGCCAACUUGAUCAACAUGUGAAUAAAAGAUCAUCUAGGAGCCAACAGCCGAGUUUGUUGUCACCUGCCGGAUCACAAUAACCGACAUAAUCACAGGACACUGAGCUGAGUCUACUGUUUUAUUUAUUGUACCAUAAACUCUUGAAAUUACAAGAUAAUGCAAAAUGUAAAGCCUGUUUUGGUAACUUAUGGAUUCUGUUAAAGGAGAGUUUUCACCUGUGUCUGAAAUUUUAAAGAUGGAUAAUUAAUGAAGGUGGAAAAAAUACAGUAAAAUAACAUCCAGUGAGAACAUGGACAGCGGUGAGGAUGGUCUGGAGUGAAAGGAAACAGCUCAGGUUUCUGUUGGAAGCCUCUCCUCGUGUAACAUCCAAGAACUGUUAUUUAAAUUAUGAUUAAUAAAUGGUUUAUACAGAGACAUGAGUGUACAUAUAAGAUCAUUUUGAACUGUUUAGUAACGUCUGUGUUAGCAGCUGUUAUGACCUUUAAAUCUGAUGAGUUUAAAUAAAGAAAAACAACAAAACAGUGACAGAGCCACACAAAUAGAGGAGGCAGGUUGAGAUCAUCACUGACGCACCGGUGGAAGCAGCUCACUGUAGGUCAAAUAGUUUGUGUCUCUUAUCAUUUGCUUAUGCAGGUGAGAUAAACAUGUAGCCGUACAUCAUGACUCAUAUACAGCACAAUAAGCUUUUUUAUGUAAUCUUCAAAUAAAAGUUUGGAAUAGUA